AUGGCCUCCGACAAUGCGGUCGAUUGCCUGAUCAUCGGCGCUGGCAUUUCCGGCAUCAAUGCUGCCUACCGCUUUCAGUCCCGUUUCCCGGACAGCACGUACACCAUCCUCGAUGCGCGCUCCGAGCUGGGUGGGACAUGGUCAUUUUUCAAAUACCCCGGCCUCCGAUCCGACAGUGACCUCUAUACCUUUGGCUUCCCAUGGAAUCCUUGGGAUGAGGAUCGGGAAAUCGCCACCGCCCCUGCCAUCCUGUCCUACCUCCAUCAGUCAUGCGAGAAAUUCGGCAUAGAUCGCCAUAUCCGCUACCAGCAUUUUGUUCGAGAGCUGCACUGGAAGUCCGAUCUACAGAGGUGGCAGGCGACCGUCGUCAAGGGCGGAGGUGCAGAUCAGCCUGACUCUGAAGGCGAUGGCAAGGAGGAAUUGACCUACUAUGCGCGCUAUCUCGUGCUCGGUACGGGCUAUUAUGACUACCAUACGCCCUUGCAAACCACCGUUCCUGGCCUGGAACAUUUCAAAGGCACCAUUAUCCAUCCGCAGUUCUGGGACACCUCUCUCUCCACUGACGACAAGAAAGUGGCCAUCAUAGGCUCCGGUGCCACAGCAGUCACCCUCCUCCCAACCCUGAGCGAAACCGCCGAAAAAGUCACCAUGAUCCAACGCUCUCCAGGUUAUUUCUUCACCCCACCGCUGCAGGACUGGUUCAACGCGCAAGCCCGCCGUUGGCUGCCCUCCUGGAUCUCCCAACGCAUCAUGCGCUGGCGCAUGAUCGCCCUCAACCUCUUCCUGAUCCAGCUCUGCUGGUGGUUCCCGCAACGAGCCAGCAACAUCCUCAAAUCAGCCACGGCACAACUCCUCCCCAAAGAAACCACGCUCACCAUGGAAAAGGACUUCUCCCCCACCUACACACCCAUGCAGCAGCGCCUCUGCAUCUGCCCCGGCGGCGACUUCUUCGAGGCGCUCCGCCGCGGUAAGGCCGACAUCGUAACAGGCCCUAUCGCGUCCGUCGAGCCGCACGGCGUGCGCAUGCAGGACGGCCGCUUGGUGGAAGCCGACAUCCUCGUCACAGCCACGGGCCUGAAGAUCAACGUGGGCGGGCACGCGCGGGUCCUCGUCGACGGCGAGGAGGUCAACGUGCACGACAAGUUCGUCUGGAAGGGCACCAUGGUGCAAGACGUGCCGAACCUGGCCAUCGUCAUCGGCUACGUCGACCAUCCGUGGACGCUCGGCGCGGACGCCACGUCCCGUCUGUUCACGCGCAUCAUCGCCGCGGUGGAGAAGCGGGGCGCCACCAGUGUCACGCCGUGUUUGAGCGAGGAGGAGAAGAGGACGGUCAAGGAUGUGCCGUACAUCGCUAUCAAUAGCACGUAUCUCAAGGCGGCGAGGGAGAAGGGCUGCUUUCCUAGAGGUGGCGAUCGCGGACCCUGGGUACCGCGGCAUAAUUACCUGAAGGACCAUUGGGCGGCCGAGUGGGGUGGCUUUGGGGGGUUGGUAUUUGGGAAACAGAGUGCGGAUUGA
Molecule: messenger RNA, 1515 nt
Organism: Cyphellophora europaea CBS 101466
Lineage: Eukaryota; Fungi; Ascomycota; Eurotiomycetes; Chaetothyriales; Cyphellophoraceae
Exons: 2
Coding region: 1-1515 (504 amino acids)
Molecular function (GO): NADP binding; N,N-dimethylaniline monooxygenase activity; flavin adenine dinucleotide binding
Source: RefSeq, a predicted model, not a curated record